This is a messenger RNA of Indicator indicator, 730 nucleotides long. Its product is annotated as dual specificity protein phosphatase 13-like. Bases 13 to 621 code for a protein of 202 amino acids. The record is from RefSeq and is a predicted model, not a curated record. The transcript is spliced from 3 exons. Gene Ontology annotation, cellular component: cytoplasm. NCBI's taxonomy places the organism in Eukaryota, Metazoa, Chordata, Aves, Piciformes, Indicatoridae. Gene Ontology annotation, biological process: negative regulation of MAPK cascade; protein dephosphorylation. Gene Ontology annotation, molecular function: protein tyrosine/serine/threonine phosphatase activity; MAP kinase phosphatase activity.
AAGAGGAGUGAGAUGCCUCACACCAGCGACUCUUCAUCUCCAAGUAGCAGUGCAGGGAGCAGAGCUUCCUAUGAAACACCAGCACUAUCAGACCUUCAGCGGCUGUUUUGGUUCAGAGGAGGAUCUGAUAAUCAUGUGGAUGAAGUCUGGCCAAAUAUUUACCUGGGAGAUGCGUGGGCUGCUAGGAGCAAAACCACUCUUCAAAGCCUCAACAUUACUCACAUCCUUAAUGCAGCAGAUGGGCCAUAUAACAUCAACACAGGAGCCAAAUAUUACGAAGAUCUGCAAAUAGAGUACUACGGAGUAGAAGCAUUUGAUGAUCCUUCCUUUGAUUUAAGUAUCUUCUUCUAUGAUGCUGCCAAUUUCAUAAGCAAAGCCUUAAACACUUCAGGAGGCAAGGUGUUUGUUCAUUGUGCCAUGGGGGUGAGCCGCUCUGCAUCUUUAGUGCUUGCCUUUUUAAUGAUUCAUGAAAACAUGACACUUGUAGAUGCUCUGAAAACAGUAAGUGCUCACAGAGACAUCUGCCCAAAUUCAGGGUUCCUUAGCCAGCUCCGGGACCUGGACAUUAAACUAAAUGAAGAGAAGAAAGGAACCAGAACAUCUGCUACGAAAGAGUUGUAAGACAGUAUUGAUGAAAGAAAGGACGCAAUGUUAUUUGAGUUUCCUGUAUCUGUUUUAAAUUAAUUGCAUUUUUAAACUAAGGAAAAACAUUUAUGCAUAUAAUUACUAA